GGGAGGGAGGGCGGGGAAGGCGCGGGAGGCGGCCGGGGCAACGGCCAGUUGCCCGCGCCAUGGCGAGGCUGGGAGCCCGAGCUCGGAGCUCCGCGCUGGGGUUGGUCCUGUGCGCGCUGCUCGCCGCCGCCUCCGAGCAGCCGUACGUCACCUGCGGCUCGGUGGUGAAGCUGCUCAACAACCGGCACAACGUGCGGCUGCACUCGCACGACGUGAAGUACGGCUCGGGAAGUGGUCAGCAGUCUGUGACUGGUGUGAGUGCUUCAGAUGACAGCAACAGCUACUGGACAGUGAGAGGAAAACCAGGCCAGGGUUGUCAGCGAGGAAUACCAAUCAAAUGUGGGCAAUCAAUACGACUGACACAUGUCAACACUGGAAGAAACCUGCACAGUCACCACUUUGUAUCACCACUCUCUGGAAACCAGGAAGUAAGUGCUUUUGGUGAAAAUGGAGAAGGAGACGACUUGGACGUUUGGACUGUACAGUGCAGUGGAACAAGUUGGGAGCGUGAUGACGAUGUUCGCUUCAAGCACGUAGGAACCCAGGCCUUUCUAACAAUAACAGGAGAGCAGUAUGGUCAUCCAAUCAGGGGUCAGCUUGAAGUUCACGGCACAUUUAGCCCCAAUAUCGACAAUUACUGGACAGUAAUGGAAGGUGUCUUCAUCAAGCCGAGUGCUGAGCCAUUCAAACAUGAUGAACUGUAGGUUUAUUUAAAUAAGACUAUUUGGGGAAGUGAGGCCAGUAAGAAAUUGUUGCAUUGUUUGCAACUGACAAUUUACUUUAUUCUGUCUGGAGUCAUGGUUUGUACAGUGAAAAUCAAUUGUACUGAUCUUUUCUAUACUUUAAGUUUCUAACAAAAUGGAAGUAUAUUUAAAACAGUUUUGUGCAAGUAAAAAUGCACAUGUUCAACUGAAUACUUUUGCUUUAAUUUUCAGUAACAAGUUCUGAACUAGCAAUCAAAGUACUGGAAAUAUACUUUUUAAAGUGGUCUGCAUGUCAGAUUCUCCAUCCCAAAAGUUGUAAACUCCAUUUGCAUUUUUUUUUGUCCUUUAGCUUGUUUCUUUUAAAAUAAAAUGAAAGUGUAUUCUGUAGAACAAUUAUCUGAAAAGAGUGGAUGCAACUGCAGGAAAUAAGCCGGCCAUUUAAAGUACUUUCCAUUCCACCUACUGCUGAAAUUUCCUCCUGUGGCACAAGUUAAGUAAGUUAAUGUUCUGCCACAUAGGCUGAGUAUGACCACUAGUGUAAAUGCAGUGGGAAUAAAAAGGAGAACUGAAAGUUACUAGUGAGUGCAAGGUAAUCUUGUAUAGCACUGCAGGUGAAACUAGUUCCCUUUCCAGUUUUAGGCUUGCAUUUCUAAAUCCACUUUUGUAAGCUCCAAGUUUACUUAAUAGUUUUUUCAAAAGAAAAAUGUCUUGUGGCACAAUUGGCCAGCCACUGUUUAUGUUCCACACAGAUCUCCUUGAAUCGUCCUUCACGUAACCCAAGCAAUGUACUCUUUCCCCUUGUGUGUUGAAAUAACUUUCCCACAAAUGCAUCAAUGCUAUUUGCCUUAACUACUGAAAGGAAGCUUCUCCUGAAAUCCUUUUGGCCUUUUAUUGGUGGCCAUCUUAUUUAUGAUUGCAGUUUUGAGUUUGUGCAAACAAAAUGGUGGAUGAUUUGCUGGAUUAUUCUAGCUGUAGAGUUGCUGGAUUAAUUGUUUUGAGUUGUCUAGUAAAUUGACAAUGAACUGAUCAAUAUUUUGUUCAAAGUUGUUGGAAAUAUGUUUUAAAAUAAAAAAAACUUUUAUCUGCUUAA
This is a messenger RNA of Pristis pectinata (smalltooth sawfish), 1794 nucleotides long. RefSeq names its product stromal cell-derived factor 2-like 1 (gene sdf2l1). The record is from RefSeq and is a predicted model, not a curated record. Bases 60 to 704 code for a protein of 214 amino acids. The transcript has 3 exons. Lineage: Eukaryota; Metazoa; Chordata; Chondrichthyes; Rhinopristiformes; Pristidae.